AUGAAUAAACCAACAAAAAAGCUUAAAAAAGAUCAAUAACAGCAACUCAAAGAUAUGAAUGAGUGUGAUCAGCUUAAAACCUAAGUAAAUAGUCUGAAAGAAAUUAUAAGCAUGAUGGAGAAAAGCGUAAGAGAGACCCAUAAGGAGAAUUUUCCACUUUAAGAUAUGCAGUAUCAAGCUAAUCUUGAAACUUUGCUACAAAAAUGGAGAUAAAAAGUAUAUGAAUUGCUUGUUGAUAAGAAAAGAGCACAAACUCCUCCACAUAUGACUACUGAAUAUUAAAAGCUUAUUUAAACAAAUACAAUUUUGAGCAAUAAAAAUAGGGAGUUAGAGUAUAAGAUCUCAGAAUUAAAUGAGAGACUCAUCUCAGCUGAUGCUUUUAAGGUCUAUUAUGAGGAGUAAUAGGCUGAACUCUAAAAUAAAAACAUAUAAAUGUCGUAGUUACAACUUACCAAUCUCAAAGAUUAAGAUCAAUUCAAUUUGGCAGUAAUUAAACUUAAAGAAAACCUUAGUCUUUAAACAGACUAUAACAUACAGCUUGAAGAAGAAGUCAGAUAAUUGAAGCAGCAACUGCAAAAGACUAAAGAAGAUCUUCGAGAAAUAGAGCAGUUAUCAAACCCAUACUCUAUUCCAAAGAAUUUAAAUAAGCAAGAAAAUCCAACACUACUUGGCGGAGGAAACGGAAUAGGCAUGGGUAAUUGGCUUUAAAGUCCUAUUCAAUCAAAGUUAGAUAGCAAUAAUGGCUCUCUGAAGAAUCUAAAUGAUAUUCCUUAUCCUUUCUCUUAACAUUACCUCAAAAAUAGUAAUAGCAACCUUAAUGCCAAUUAAAACGAGAGUUCUAGAUUUGGAGAAAGUAAGAUGCAAAAGGUUUAUAGUGAAGUAAUGAGUCUCUAGAGCAAGCAGUUAUCUGGAAGUAAUUUAGAAUAAAAAAAUAGUGUGAUAAGGACUAUGAAUCAAGGUGGGUAUUAAUAGUUUGACAGAGAAAUGCUGAAGGAUGAAAAGUUUUUCUCAAGUAAUUUACAAAAUUUAGUGGGGAUUAAUAACAACACAAUUAAUUAAAAUUUCAUCAAGAAUUAUGAGGAGGAUGAUGAAGAGUAAUCAAGAAAAAAACUAGAUGAUAUUGAGAGAAUAGCAGAUGAGUUGCUGAAGGAUAUAGACGAUGAUUUUUUGAAUAUUUGA
Molecule: messenger RNA, 1179 nt
Organism: Stylonychia lemnae
Lineage: Eukaryota; Ciliophora; Spirotrichea; Sporadotrichida; Oxytrichidae
Source: the annotation of a GenBank genome assembly